This is a messenger RNA of Callithrix jacchus (white-tufted-ear marmoset), 5242 nucleotides long. RefSeq names its product family with sequence similarity 180 member A (gene FAM180A). The record is from RefSeq and is a predicted model, not a curated record. Lineage: Eukaryota; Metazoa; Chordata; Mammalia; Primates; Cebidae.
CAUACCUGCAGCUACUGGGGUUCCAUUGGGCUUGAGAAUCAAUUUUUCAUCUUUUGAAGGACAAGAUGCGUUGGAAGACAUUGCUGCUUCUGCUGUUGUAUUACAAUGCUCAGGCUUCUGUGUGCCACAGGUGGAGCAGGGCCGUGCUCUUCCCUGCUGCCCACCGGCCAAAGAGGUCCUCAUCGCUGCCAUUGAACCCAGUCCUGCAGACCUCCCUGGAGGAGGUGGAGCUGCUCUACGAGUUCCUGCUGGCCGAACUUGAGAUCAGCCCUGACCUGCAGAUCUCUAUCAAGGACGAGGAGCUGGCCUCCUUGCGGAAGGCCUCGGACUUCCACACCAUCUGCAACAACGUCAUCCCCAAAAGCAUCCCAGACAUCCGCCGGCUCAGCGCCAGCCUCUCUGGCCACCCUGGCAUCCUCAAGAAAGAAGACUUUGAAAGGACAGUGCUGACCCUGGCCUACACAGCCUAUCGCACGGCCCUGUCCCAAGGCUAUCAGAAGGACAUCUGGGCCCAGUCCCUUAUUAGCCUCUUCCAGGCCCUGAGGCAUGACUUGAUGCGCUCCUCACAGCCAGGAGUGCCUCCCUGAGAGACUGGCCCACACUAGGGCCUCGGAGCAGGGACCAGCACAGUCAUCCAGAAAGUCUUCAUUCUCUACUCCAUUUACAGAGACCAGCAACAGAACACAUACCGCCGACACAGAGCAGCAGAGAUCAAAUCAGAGUAACCCCGAUGCUCUUUUCUCCUUGUAGUUUCCUGGAGGACACACUUGAUUCAUGCCAUCAUGUGACUGGGCUGGAAGAAAGGGCUGGAGUGGUCAUUCAAAAUGCCUCCAUGGGCAGAAUGGUUUGCCUGUGGCAGGCAGAAGUCUGAUAUGCUUCAACCCAGAGCAAUGGCCACACACACUCCAGAGUGAGGACAGGCUGGGCAUGGUGGCUCACGCCUGUAAUCCCAGCACUUUGGAAGGCUUAGACAGGAGGAUUAUUUGAGGUCAGGUGUUCAAGACCAGCCUGGGCAACACAGUGAAACUCUGUCUCUACUAAAAUCACAAAAAUUAGCUGGACAUGGUGGCAUGUCCAUAUAAUCCCAGCUACUCGGUAGACUGAGGUGGGAGAAUCAGUUGAACCCAGGAGGUGGAGGUUGCAGUGAGCUGAGAUCGUGCCACUACACUCCAGCGUGAGGAACAGAAUGAGAGUCUGUCUCAAAAAAAAAAAAAAAGGUGAGGACUGAGCUAAAGGAGACAUCAUGGCAGAAAGAUGGGCAAGAUGGGGGACAGAUUCCUUCAGUGCUAAGUGACUAGGGUGCUGUGUGAAAUAAACAAUUUUCCAGAGGUUCUAUAGUAAAUAUAAAGAAACUAGAGCUGUGCCCAAAUAUAUAUAUUAUUUUGCAAAGCAUCUACUUCUUGACUUUUCCAAAAGCUGAAGAAGAAUCCGUUAGAAAAUCAGUAAUUUUGUGAUCUUAAUUUAAUAACUCUUCUCUUUUGAAAGCUGGCUUAACACAGAAGAGAAACCAGAGGCCUGCAGCCCAGCCCAGCCAGACCUUUUCUCUGAAUAGAAAAACCAAGCUAGUGCAGUCUCCCAAUGAACAAGAUGGCAUCAACGCCCAUGCCUGUCUGUCUUCAUGCAAAAAUAAUUAAGCAUCAUCAGAGAAGUAAAUGAUCCAAAUAAAAAUGAUUUUCAGGUGACAGAAUUCUACCCUUCCAAACGCCAAAACUUUUCUUUUAGAGAUAUUGACUCGAUAUCAAUUUAAACUAUAUAUACAAAUCACCUUAAACUUUUGUUAGUAUACGAUCAUCAUUUAAACUUUUUUUUUCUUUGAGAUGGAGUCUCACUCUGUCAUCCUGGCUGGGGAGCAGUAGCACUAUCUCAGCUCACUGCAGCAUCCACCUCCCAGGUUCAAGUGAGUCUCCUGCCUUGGCCUCCAAAAUAGCUGGGAUUACAAGCACAUGCCACCACACCUGGCUAAUUUUUGUAUUUUUAAGAGACGGUUUUUUGCUAUGUUGGCCAGGCUGCUCUCAAACUUCUGGCCUCAAGUGAUCCAUCCGCUUACGGCUCCCAAAGUGCUGGGAUUACAGGCUCGAGCCAUUGCACCUGGCCCUAUCAUCAUUUAAAUAUUCUAAUGAAGGAGUUCAAUAAGAUAAUCUCUAAGACUCCUACAUAUGAAGUUUUUACAAUUGUUUAACUGUAAGAUACUAGAAGGAGAGCACCUGGAUGUAAGAAGUCUACUCAACUGUUUGUACCAACCCUGAGAGGUCCCAGAUUGCUCAUUCUGUGUCCAGUUCUGAGAUUUUCUGCUGCCUCCCUCACUGUCAGGCAAUUAGAGCAUAUUUUUCCUUGUUGCCCAUAUAACUUGUCCUUCACAGUCUGUUCUUUCUUAGCUGGCUGUUGCCUAAAAACUAAGAUAGCCAGGCUUGUUAUAAUUCUAUGUUAAAUGAGAGUAAUAGAUGAAGGUCUAGGGUCAAGGGUCUGGGUCCUAAUAAGGAUUUCUCAUGAGCUCAUAGAACCUCCUGGCUUCUAAGUUUACAGCUGGGUUCUGCAAGCUAAAGCUGCCACAGGUCUGAUCUUUGGAUGAGUGAUGGAUGGGGCUAAAUUGGAUUCCGAAGUGGGUACUUAAUAAUCGUCAUUUGAUAAUGAUGAGGUCUGGACUCCUUCAAAAUCUUUGAGCAAAUGAGCUUUGCCUAGCAGCGCUAGCCGUAUGAUAUUUUUGGAAGAAUACUAGGAUACAGGAGGAAGGUAUUCAUCAUCAGAGAAAAACACAGCUUUGCAUCCUAAUAUUCUCAGGCUCAGAAGAUUAGUAAGUCUCAGUCCCUCUCAUUCCCCCAUUAUACUGCUCUUUUACCUCCUCCAAACGAAGAUUCUGAUAUAAGCUUUUUUUUGUUCAAUCUUCUUCUUUCUAAAUGUACAUGUUCUCUCUGACAUGGUCACUUUGCUUAUCUCUAUUUAUUUCACUUGGUAUCUCUACUGCUCUAUAUUUGGGCCCAAUUCCAAAUACCUUUGUAUCUGUUUUUUGAUGCAUCUCCAAGUCUCUUCUGCUUGACUGGUGCUCCAUCUCUGUGGGCCCAAACUCUAACACUCACGGUCUGUCCAUCUUCUCUGGGUAUUACUAUCUAAAUAAAACAAAGGUCAGUGUGCAGACAGCGUUGGGAUUGCCCAGAGGCAGAUACACAUUGUAGCCUACCUUCACUGUUUGUACUUUUCCUAGAUGUCGAGUCAGGAGUGGCUUAGCAAUGACCUCAGUCCCUAGACACUGUGCAAUACCCUGGCAAUCAGUCUUCUAACCCGCGCUGAGGAGGCUCCACUCCCUUGAUAAUGGAUCUGAGAUCUUUCUUGUACUCAGAAUCAUCAGAUGGAAAGGCCCACACUUGUAGUCCCUGGCCACCACAUUAUUAUAUAGAUGGCUGCUCCCAGUAGUAAGAAAUCCAUGAAUGGAGGGAUGGUUCCCAGGACCACUGGUACCAGUGGUAUUUCAUUCAUUCGGCAACAAAAAAAUUAAAGGGAUUUAUUCACAAAUUGGGGCCUGAAUUUCUGCGGCAAUUGAUGGCUGAAAAAAAUAGAAAAAAGAAGAACAUGACCUUUUUAAAGACAAAUGAAGACUUCAUUUUCAGUAACUGGAAUCUUUAAAACUAUUUUAAUAUGAAUACAGAUAAUUGUUUACUCAGAGGGAGUUUUAUACCAAUGACUUCAUUGACCUGCAGAGUCAAAUAUUAUGCUCACCACCACCAGCCAAAAAAGCCCAUUCUUUGCCCAAGGAAGAGUAGAAACGGAGACUGGACAAACAGGGUCUCCUAUUUUGCCUCAUUAGUGCCACACCCUCCACAACCACAGUCACGAAGGGGUCACGUUUGGUUAUAUUUACUAAUAGAAUAAUAUGGGAGUGUGAUAUUUGUAGUGGAAACUUGCCCGUGACUUAUGAAACCAUUUCUGCUGACACAUUUUAGGAUUUAAAAACUUUGUUUUUUCAUUUUGUUUCUGUUUGUUUGUUUUUGAGAUAGUCUUGCUCUGUUGCCCAGGCUGGAGUGCAGUGAAGCCUCCGCCUCCAGGGUUCAAGCAAUUCUCCCACCUCAGCCACCCAAGUAGCUGGGACCACAGACACAUGUCACCAUGCCUUGCUAAUUUGUUUUUUUGUUGUUGUUGUUGUUGUUUUCUUUUGUAUUUUUAGCAAAGACAACGUUUCACCAUGUUGGCCAGGCUGGUCUCAAACUCCUGACCUCAAGUGAUCCGCCUGCCUCGGCCUCCCAAAGUGUUGGGAUUACAGGUGUGAGCCACUGCUCCCAACCCAGGAUCUAAAAACUUCCUAAGUUUCCUCAUUUGUUGGCAUCCUCACAGCUAUCUCCAAUGUCACUCAAGAGACAUCAACAAACAUUUAACUGCUAAACCUUAGUUGCUCUGUCACCUGACCUUGACUCUAACAAAUCAGUCAAAAGUAUUUCUGCAGGUCAAACGGCCUAGAAUUAAAUGCUUGUUAAAUGACUUUGUACAACACCCCUUACUUUCCUAAUAUAUUUUAAUAUCUUAUUUCUUUUUAUUGUGGUAAAAAACACAUCACAUAAAAUUUACCAUCUUAACCUUUUUUUUUUUUUGAGACAGAGUCUCACUCUGUUGUCAGGCUGGAGUGCAGUGGCACAAUCUUGACUCAUUGCAACCUCCACCUCCCGGGUUUAAGUGAUUCUCCAGCCUCAGCCUCCAGAGUAGCUGGGACUAUAAGCAUGUGCCACCAUACCUACUCCCAGUUAACUUUUGUAUUUUUAAUAGAGACGGAUUUCACCAUGUUGGCCAGGAUGAUCUCCAUCUCCUGACCUCAUGAUCUGCUCACCCCAGCCUCCCAAAGUGCUGGGAUUACAGGCGUGAGCCACCACGCCCAACCCAUCUGAACCAUUUUUAAGCAUAUAGUACAGCAGUGUUAACUCCAUGCAUGCUGCUAUGCAACAGACCCCCGGGACUUUCUCGUCUCGUAAAACUGAAGCUCUGUACCCACUGGACAAUUCCCCUUUGCCCCUUCCCCCUGCCUGCCCCAGCUCUUGGCACCAUUAUUGUGCUUUCUGUUUUUAGGAGUCUGACUACUUAAGAUACCUCAUACAAGUGGGAUCUGGCUUACAUUCCUUGAGCAUUGUAUUCUGGAAACGUUCUUCCUCUGAAAAAGGGGUAGAGUUCUGAAGGAGAACUACUGGUCUUAUUGUAUCACUUGCUGUACCUAUUUUUAUUUAACAAAUAUUCAUCUAUGGUAUAAUAAAAAUGUCAUGAAUGA